This is a messenger RNA of Gorilla gorilla gorilla (western lowland gorilla), 2751 nucleotides long. It is a transcript of the gene CDK5, whose product is annotated as cyclin dependent kinase 5. Lineage: Eukaryota; Metazoa; Chordata; Mammalia; Primates; Hominidae. The record is from RefSeq and is a predicted model, not a curated record. The coding region runs from base 1679 to 2557 and encodes 292 amino acids. The transcript is spliced from 12 exons. Gene Ontology annotation, cellular component: nucleus; cytoplasm. Gene Ontology annotation, molecular function: ATP binding; cyclin-dependent protein serine/threonine kinase activity. Gene Ontology annotation, biological process: protein phosphorylation; synaptic vesicle transport; neuron apoptotic process.
GGGCGGGGGCGCGCUUCCAGGCACAGCCCGGCACCAGGGGCUGCCCCCGCCGUCCCUCUGCCCCAAGCUUCCCCACUCGGGGCUCGGGAGCCCCUAGGAUGCCGUCCCUUGGCUCCAUUACGGCACCUCUGGGUGGAAAGGAGCCCUUCUCACGCUAGGGAUCCCAGGCAGCAAAACGCAGGCACAAGGAAAUUCGGGGAAGUCGAAACAUACACGUAUCGGGGUUGAGAUUCUCUUGCCCCCCCCAAUAACCCCCGUGCCUCCAAGAAAGCCCCUGAGGGACAGGUGGCGAGUGGGUGAGAAGGGUGACAGCGGCUGGAGGCUGGCUGCCCGGUACCCUGAGCUGAUCUGGGAGAGGGCAACUUGUUAGGGGCUCCCCACUUCCCGAGAGGGACAGAGAUUCGCUGUGGUGGCCUCCUUCCUCUUGAAUGGAACCUCCACACUGAAUCGAACCCUAGGCAGAGCCAUCACUUAUCAUUCAAGACCUUUGUGUGUAGUUCUUUUUUGCCCAACGAAAUCACAGUCUUCCAGAUAAGGAAUACACUUUUUGCUUCUUUUCCCUUGUGUAUGCAAAAGCAUUCAGAUAGAAACGAGUUAAUUAACACAUGUUUAGCAGCAACUCUGGUUCCGGUGCUGAGGAGUGCUGUUUGGGAUCCUUUUCCCUCGGUCCAUAGUCCUCAAGAAUGCAAUCAUGAGACAAUUAGAGAGGCAGCGUAAGGGAAUCUAUAAUCAGCUCCUUUAAGGGAUGAGGCAGAGGCUGCUGCAAGUUGAGCAUCGGUCUGUGGUCUUGUCUGUGGAGGGGGUUAACCAACCUGCCUGCCACACCCUGGCUGACUCCAGUGGGCCCUGUUCCGGAGACUGGGGUCUGAGGGGGACCCCCAGGGCUCCACCCAGUUUUCCUCAGCAUGUCAGAGUUCAGCGGCUAGAGUCGGGUGGGCUCCGAGACAACAAACGGGGCUCAGCAGAGAGGGGGUCUUUGGCGUGUGUCCCUCCACUAAAAUCCAGCCUCGAAGGGGCACAGCUGUUCUCCUCCCAGCCCUGCGGUCAGCUGUUCCCUGUGAGGUCAUCAUCGCUCACAGGGAUUCCCCAGUCAAUUCUGGGGUCACUAGGUGGCUUGGGGAGAGGUGGAAACCCGUGCUGAGGUCGUCAAGAGGCCGUUGGGAACACAAUGCCACCAACCAGGUCAGCGCUGGGCCGCCAGUGCUCGGGAUCUAGGCCGCCAAACCCCAAACCCCUAACCGAGAGCGCUCCGCCCCCAUCCCCGCUGCAUUCUGGAACGCGUAGUCCUGGAGCGGCCCUUUUCAAGAGGGCUGGGAGCACAUAAAAGGAAUAACAACAGCGGGGCACACUGGGAACCACGGCGCCGCGGCUGGGCGCCCGGAAAACGGACACGCGUUGCUUCCUGGGACUUGAAGUCCAAGGUUUGCCUCCGCGGUAGAACCGGAGCCCUGUAGUCGAGUGCUGCAGAGAGCGUGAGCGCAGACGGCUGGGGGUUGUAGUCUUCUUGUCCUCGGUCUCGGGCAUUGCGGGGAGACCUAGCCGUUUUAGGACUACAAGCCCCAGAAGGCCCUGCGCGGGCAGGCGGGGCGGGGCUGGAGGCUCAAGUGCCGCCUCCUCUGCAACGCCGGGGCCAGAGUCUUAAAACCGAGGGCCCGCAGGGGUCCCCGCGGCCGCCGCGAUGCAGAAAUACGAGAAACUGGAAAAGAUUGGGGAAGGCACCUACGGAACUGUGUUCAAGGCCAAAAACCGGGAGACUCAUGAGAUCGUGGCUCUGAAACGGGUGAGGCUGGAUGACGAUGAUGAGGGUGUGCCGAGUUCCGCCCUCCGGGAGAUCUGCCUACUCAAGGAGCUGAAGCACAAGAACAUCGUCAGGCUUCAUGACGUCCUGCACAGCGACAAGAAGCUGACUUUGGUUUUUGAAUUCUGUGACCAGGACCUGAAGAAGUAUUUUGACAGUUGCAAUGGUGACCUCGAUCCUGAGAUUGUAAAGUCAUUCCUCUUCCAGCUACUAAAAGGGCUGGGAUUCUGUCAUAGCCGCAAUGUGCUACACAGGGACCUGAAGCCCCAGAACCUGCUAAUAAACAGGAAUGGGGAGCUGAAAUUGGCUGAUUUUGGCUUGGCUCGAGCCUUUGGGAUUCCCGUCCGCUGUUACUCAGCUGAGGUGGUCACACUGUGGUACCGCCCACCGGAUGUCCUCUUUGGGGCCAAGCUGUACUCCACGUCCAUCGACAUGUGGUCAGCCGGCUGCAUCUUUGCAGAGCUGGCCAAUGCUGGGCGGCCUCUUUUUCCCGGCAAUGAUGUCGAUGACCAGUUGAAGAGGAUCUUCCGGCUGCUGGGGACGCCCACCGAGGAGCAGUGGCCCUCUAUGACCAAGCUGCCAGACUAUAAGCCCUACCCGAUGUACCCGGCCACAACAUCCCUGGUGAACGUCGUGCCCAAACUCAAUGCCACAGGGAGGGACCUGCUGCAGAACCUUCUGAAGUGUAACCCUGUCCAGCGUAUCUCAGCAGAAGAGGCCCUGCAGCACCCCUACUUCUCCGACUUCUGUCCGCCCUAGGCCCCGGGACCCCCGGCCUCCAGGCUGGGGCCUGGCCUAUUUAAGCCCCCUCUUGGGAGGGGUGAGACGGUGGGGGUGCCUGGUGCGCUGUGCUCCAGCAGUGCUGGGCCCAGCCGGGGUGGGGUGCCUGAGCCCGAAUUUCUCACUCCCUUUGUGGACUUUAUUUAAUUUCAUAAAUUGGCUCCUUUCCCACA